Molecule: messenger RNA, 1992 nt
Organism: Patiria miniata (bat star)
Lineage: Eukaryota; Metazoa; Echinodermata; Asteroidea; Valvatida; Asterinidae
Product: 60S ribosome subunit biogenesis protein NIP7 homolog
Exons: 5
Coding region: 121-663 (180 amino acids)
Biological process (GO): ribosomal large subunit biogenesis; ribosome assembly
Cellular component (GO): preribosome, large subunit precursor; nucleus; nucleolus
Molecular function (GO): RNA binding
Source: RefSeq, a predicted model, not a curated record
AUGUGAAAUUUGGAGCCGAGUGAGCAAAUAUUGAAAUAAUAUUUAAUUUAUAACGACGGACAGAAACAGAAACAAAUUAGGGCCUACAGCUACACGGACCACAUUUUUACAAACUUCAAAAUGAGACCAUUAACAGAAGACGAAACGAAACUUGUGUUUGAAAAGCUGUCCAAGUAUAUUGGGGAGAACAUCCGACUACUGAUUGACAGACCGGAUGGUGCAUACUGCUUCAGAUUACAUAGAGAACGAAUCUACUAUGUCAGCCAAGAUAUCAUGAAGCGAGCAGCCAGCGUGAGUAGAAAGCAGCUAGUCAGCAUGGGCACCUGUUUUGGAAAGCUUACAAAGUCGAUGAAAUUUCACCUCAACAUUACAGCAUUGGAUUUCCUGGCUCCCUAUGCAAAGUACAAGGUGUGGGUGAAGCCAGGCUCUGAGCAGUCCUUCUUGUACGGUAAUCACAUCUUGAAGUCUGGCUUGGGUCGUAUCACAGAGAAUGCAGGCCGGUAUCAGGGAGUGGUCAUCUACUCUAUGAGUGACAUCCCACUGGGCUUUGGUGUAGCAGCCAAGUCAACCCAGGAGUGUAGGCACGCAGACCCCAUGACGAUAGUUGUCUUCCACCAAGUGGACAUUGGACAGUACCUCAGGAAUGAAGAUACUUUGCUCUGAAUACUGCUGCAUCCUGCACAGAGACAAUUAAAACUUUAAGACAGAAACCUGAGUCAGUAGGUUUGGCUGCAUAAUAAUACCGGAGUCUUAUAUAGCGCACAUACAUGUAUCUACCAAUAAUUAGGUACUCAAGCCACUGGAAAUUAUGUCUAUUAUUAAAGAAAGGUAAAUGCAUGUAAAGUUUAUGAGAAAUAUGAGACCCAUUAUGUAGCACCUUAUAAUGGUUUUACAAGGUGCUGUGGCGCAUAUUGUAGCCACUGCCAGAAACACUGGGGCAAACCCCUUCUCUUAGCGAUAAGUGUUACUGGGUUCUUUAACGUGCAUUACACAACACACGGGACCUACGACUUUACGUCCCAUCGGAAGGACGAAGCAACAAUGGUAAAGUGCCUUGCUCAAGAGCACAAGCACCAUGUUCCCACGGUCAGGAUUGGAACCCAUGUACCAUGGCACAGGAGUCGAACACCGCAACCAUUGGACCAAAGCACCCCACGUGGCUGCAUGGGCGGAUCCAGAAGGCAGACUGGAGCAGUGCUGCAAGUUUAGCCAAUAACAAGACAAUUUUCAAAAAGGAGGCAGGGGGUGCGACCGUGUCAUCUUGGGUAGAGUGGUCACUGUGGAGUAGGCCGUGUCCGAAUCUCUUGUGUAGAGCUACAGUGGAACGCCGCUGUAACAAAUAUCGAGGGAUCCACAUAAAUAAUUAUCAUAACAGCAAUCGUUUGGGGUAGCCAUUUUAAGCUGCUGGUGCUCCAGUUCUCACUUUUCAAUAAAUAGCACCCUUCAGAACUUCACCCAGCAUGCCCUGGUAGUUACUGAAAGAUGACUUUGAACACGUGCCGACCAUUGAAUCGUGCAAGUACAGAAUUUGUGAGCUUACUACCCACACUACUGCCCUUCUAUUCCUUGGGGAAAUAGCAGCCGCUAGUCACUCCUCUGUUGACAUUUUUCAACAACAAUGUUCAGUACGUUUUGUACACAAAAAUCGGGAGCCGAGGAUGAUGUUCGGUAUAGCCGAAUGUUCCGUAUAGCGAUGUUCCACUCUAUUGUCUAAGUUUUCUCUUUUCAUAAUGUGUCAUCAAAUCAUUAAAGUUAUAAAUGGACACCAUUUUCGAAAACGUGUUUUUGCCGAUUCAUAAUCAAGGAACAAUACAACCGAUCUGAAGCUCAGUAGAUAUACUUUUUGAUAAUAUGAAAUUUUGUUCUCGACGUAAAGCAAGGUUUCCGUUGAAAGCGACCAAUCCAACCCACCCCCGGUGCGAAACGUUAUUUAAUUUACAUGUUUGAUUGCACUCUCUAAUGGAAUGAUCCCAAUAAAUAUAUCUAACUAAA